UCCGCUCAGACCCGCGUCGUCCGCACCACGUGUCGUCGGCGCCGCGUCGCCCGUCCUUUCGAUCGCGAAAAAAGUUUACCACGAAACUUUCCGAAGACUUUUCUUUCAACUUCGCCACCGGAGAUCGGACCCGUCUCCGUCGAAGGACCAAAAAGUCGAGAAUGACCUCGCCCAAAACCGGAUCGUUCCCCUCGAAACGGGUUUAGGCUCGCGUCCCGGGGCAGGACAUUCGUGAAGUGAUAACUCGAUUUUCAGUGUUGUGUUUAGUGUGAGUGACUCGGUACUCCGGGGAGGACUUCGCCCGCCGAGGCUGGCUCAACAGUGCUGUCAAACGUUGCAAGCAUGCCGCCGCCCGCCUAAGGCAUGAGCGUGCGCGGCGCGGGCGGGCAGCGCUGCCAGCUGAUCCUGCAGCGCUGCCUCGCGAUACACCUCACCAAGCCCGGCAGCGCGCCGGACGACUUCUGGAUGUAUGACUCCGGAUAUCUGCUGUUCCAGAGUUUUCUGGCGGCGAACGCGAAGUGCUGGUGGGCUGGCGCGCUCGCGGCCGCGACGGCGGAGCUGCGGUACGCGGGGUACGUGUCCCCCGGCGUGCUGCUGGUGGCCGGAGCCCCGCGCGCGCUGGAGACGGUCCGGGGGGCCUACUCCCGCUCCGUCCUGAAACCUCCUCCGACUUACCUCAUUUGUGGCCUUGGUGACAUAGAAGACUGUAUCGUAACUCCAGCAUAUCAGGGGCAGUUCACCCCUUUACCUGAAGCACUAUGCGACUGUAUCAUGGACCUCACGUCACAGGGUCAAUCAGCGACAUUGGAGAGCAUACGCACCUCCCUGUCCGCCAAGUUUCCGUCCAUGCAGACCCCGUCGGGCGAGGUGGUGUACGACACUCUCGCGCAGCUGAUGCAGGAGCGGAAGAUCUACCAAACCUCGCGGGGAUUCUUCAUCGUCACACCUGAACGUCGUCGCUCCCGUUCCCGCUCGUCUUCCCGGCACCACUCCGCGGAGGAGGAGUGUGGGUCCCGCACCAUCCUCAUGUCGGACCAGGAGGCGCUGCACCAGCUGUACGGCGAGAUCACCACCGUGCGGGACGGCGCCGUCACCCACCAGUGCGUUCAGACCAACCUCGCCGACGUCAUCUGCGGCGGCAACCCAAACGACAAAAUCCUGUACAGCCGGCCGAGCAAGCGGCGCAGCGCGUCCUUCCCCGCCCCGAGGUCUCUGGACCGGCGUCACUCCUUGAGGAUCUUCGGUUCAUCCAGCAAAUACCUGCAGCGAUGCGCUUCCACCCGCAGCUUGCAUAAGCACGCAAACACUACUGACAGCUCCUCAUCUACUGACUACCCGCCGAGCGUGGAAUCUGCGUCGCCUAAGAAAGUGUCGUUGCUCUCCCGCUUAUUCAGACGAAGCGGCCGCAGCAAGCGCGCCAUGAGCACAUUCUCCGCGCAGUUCCCGCCCACCGAGUGGUUCAACUCCAAGGCGGUGCACCUCCACUGCGUCGCCACGCAGACCGACUCUAAGGAGUCGCUGCAGAGUCAAGCGUCAUUCAUCUCUUCCUACUAUGACGGCUCCGAGAUCAGCAACCGGUCGUCGACGCUGCCGAGACGACACAAGCGUCACCUGUCCACAGAGUCGGGCAUCGCAGGCUCCGUACAGUACGACCAUUCACCUGUUCGACAGUCCAGCCCCAGCUCUGGUAGUCUGCCUCGAUCGUCCCUGAGCAGGAGCUCAACCAACAAAACGAUACUAGACCACUUCGGGUCACCGCAAAGGAGCUGCGACUACAAAUCACGAGAGAGCCCCAACGGCAGCAUGAAGAGAGUCGACUACUCGGACAUCAUGUCCACCAGCGGCCCCUCGAGCUUAGAGAGUACAAACGUCCAUAGGACUCCGCGGAAAGACUUGAAAAGCAGUCAAACCGAAGUCAUAUCGCCGAUAAAGAAGAACUACUUCACGAGUAGCAGCGGUCACUCUAGUUUAGAAUCGCACAUAUCAGAUCGCACACUUAAACCUUCGCCUAGUCAUAGUAACGGUACGUCGGGUCUUAGUAGAGCGCAGUCGCUCGUUAAAGUACAAAGUUUGCAGAGCUCGCCUAAGAGCUUGCACAAAUAUCGAACUAAGCCGCCGAUCGUCGGCGGGGAGACUGUAAAAAAUGGGAAAACGUCUCCACCUCGAACUUCGCCAAAAAACUGUCCGGCCACACCAAAAAAAACCGCUACACCUUUGCACAACAAGGCUCUUGGCGCGAAAGCAGAGAAUCCCACAACUGCCAUGCUAGCUAAUUCCAAUUCGAACAAUUCGAUUACAUUGAAAGUGACCACCAAUACGUCGCUACAGAACGGCGGGACUAACACCAAAGUUUACGUUCAAAACUCUCCCGUCCGCUCGGUCAUAACUUUCGAGAACGGAAAAGUAACGGAAUCCAGCAACAACGGAAGCAAUAUCUACAUCAUUAACGACGACAGGCAGGUAGUAUCCGUAUCGCAGAACGGUGUGGCCAACCAGACUCCAAAAAACUCGAAAGAAACCUCGUUCGAUGUGUGUGUUGAGAACAAGAAGCAGAUGUUUCCAGAGGGCGAAUCCAUGAAGGAAAACAAGUUCAAUAAAAAUUCAAUAAACGACACCGGAAUGAAUAAUAACAGGAAGCUGUCGUUGCAAAUCGGUGGAGCGACCAACAACAACAGUUUCAUCUACAAAAACCAGCUCAACAACACAAACGAGGUAGCAUCGAAUCCGUCAUCGCCCGCCAUUCAUAACAACAUCAACAGUCUGGAAACGACGGCCAACAGCAACCCAUCUACUCCGACGAAAAGUUUCGACAACAUAAUCGGAUCGCUAGGUAAUUUACGAUAUCAAAAAAAUUCUCUUACUUCGACUAAUACGGGUAUACAAACGAACUUGAAUUCGAACAGCGAACUGAAGAGUGUCGACCUUUUGAAGAAAGCGGCGGCCCUGCAGAUGCUGAACGGUCUUCCGAACGUUCACAAUAGAAUGAGUUCGGAGUCGUUGGCCAACUUGCUAUCGAAAGGAAUCGAUCAGAAACCGACGGUGCUCGGGUCCGAACCGAACCUGGCCCUGAAGAAUCAGGAGCUGAUAAAAGAUAUCAACAUGUCGAACGAAAAAAUAAACUGUCUAGAGAAUAAGCAGAAAAGAUAUAGUCUAAGCCAGGAAGGUAAGAAGGAUCAUCCGGAUUUUUACAAUUUCCCGAGCCUCAGCGAUUUGAGCUACAACUUCACGAGUUUGGCGGCCCAGAAGAUAUUGAAAGGGGUCAGCAUAAAUAGCGUCGAUACACUGGUAGAGCUGAACAUGGCCGCCAACAACGCCGAGAAGCAAAACAAUCGUGAGGUAGCCGCCGUCUGCACGGACUUUGGCCUUGUAUAGUAACUAAAAUUAAUCGUAACAUGUACAAUAGUAGUUUUACACAAACACAACUUAGCUGUAAACUAAUUUUAAACUUUGUAUAACUUCCUUACCUAAUUUACAUGUAUAAUAAAUAACAUUUAGUUGGAACCUCUGUACUCAAACAUUUUUACUAUUUAUUGGCUUUUAAAUUUAUCCUUAGCGAACUUAUGUAUCCUCAUACUUCUCUACUAACCAUCAAAGAUGUCAUUAGAGUUUAUGUAUCCCAGUAUUCACUCAAUGUAAUGUUAUAAUUAUUAGUUUAUAGCUGUAAUGCAUUAAUAUAUUAAGACAAUAAGACUAUUUCCUAUGAAAAAUGUGGCCUAAACUGACCCAUCCAAGAAUGAAUUAGUGCCUAAUACGAGUAUAGGAAUUAAAACAGGUUAUCCUUCUAUAUUGUCUAUAGUCCUUCACCAAUAGCUUUUAGCACAGAUAUAAAUAUAAUUUUAAUUAUGUAUUAUGUUACUCCUCAAUACAUCUGCACUUCUGUUUGUGCCAUUCAAUUUUCCAGUGUUAAUAUUGAGUACAAACUACAAUUCCUAUCAGUAACAAAUCAUCUAGGGAUGGGAAACAUAGUAGUGUAAAAUGUAUGUCAUGUAAUAAGUGCCAUAAGUAAUCAAACAAUGUGAGAUUCAAACAUUUUGUUUGCAAUUGAACGAUUGGUGACCAUUAUUUUAAUUUGUGUGAUGUACUCAAAGUACAGAAAAAACAAAGGGUUAUAUUUAUUCAUUAGGUAUUAUAAUCGGAAAACAAUGCAUUUUACUUUUAAGUGUUCAGUAACGCCAUUUGUAAAAAAAAUGUGUUAACAAAUAUAAGUUGAUGCUUAUUA
Aricia agestis (brown argus) is the source of this 4219-nucleotide messenger RNA. RefSeq names its product serine/threonine-protein kinase DDB_G0283821 (gene knockout). The transcript has 9 exons. Gene Ontology annotation, molecular function: RNA polymerase II transcription regulatory region sequence-specific DNA binding; DNA-binding transcription activator activity, RNA polymerase II-specific. The record is from RefSeq and is a predicted model, not a curated record. Gene Ontology annotation, biological process: positive regulation of transcription by RNA polymerase II. Lineage: Eukaryota; Metazoa; Arthropoda; Insecta; Lepidoptera; Lycaenidae. Gene Ontology annotation, cellular component: cytoplasm; nucleus. The coding region runs from base 364 to 3372 and encodes 1002 amino acids.